Eurytemora carolleeae is the source of this 2848-nucleotide messenger RNA. Its product is annotated as forkhead box protein F1-B. The transcript has 5 exons. Gene Ontology annotation, cellular component: nucleus. The record is from RefSeq and is a predicted model, not a curated record. Gene Ontology annotation, biological process: animal organ morphogenesis; regulation of transcription by RNA polymerase II. Bases 216 to 1523 code for a protein of 435 amino acids. Gene Ontology annotation, molecular function: RNA polymerase II cis-regulatory region sequence-specific DNA binding; DNA-binding transcription factor activity, RNA polymerase II-specific. Lineage: Eukaryota; Metazoa; Arthropoda; Copepoda; Calanoida; Temoridae.
CCUAUUGGCUGGCCGGGUAUAGGUGGGAUGUAGAGGUGAAAGGAGCGGGACGGAGCGUGAAAGAGUCACAGAACUGCCGGAGUUGUAUAUGUAAACAUAUCUUGGCUAAACCGGAUCCAAUGUUGACGUUAUCUACAGAAUAUUAAGAUUAUUACACAAAUAUUUAAUCGCUGAGACCCAAAUAUUUAAUUAAACACUAAACAAUAGCUGUCAGCAUGGACCCAACCCUGCCCAGUUCUAUUCCUAGCGCUACACAGGACACACCCCCACCAUGGUCCACCCACUCUACCGACCUACACAUUAGAGGUCACACAGAGGUCACAGAACGGGAAUAUGAGAGGUCGAGGUUGUGGUUGGAGCAGGGAGACAUUCUCCAUCCUGUGCCAGAGAAGAGGUCAGGAGAAGAGGUUGGGUACUUGACCUCCUCUACUCCUCGGAGGGAUGUGAGGGAUGAACUCCUGUAUCUAGGAGUGAAGAGGGAUGAGUAUACUGAAGACCCAGAAUGUGAUGAUGGAGGGGAUGACAAGGGGGAAAUAGACGAUUAUUUCCCAGGAGAAGACGAAGAUGGUGAGAGGAGUUCGUCAUUAUUAGAACAAUUUCAAGGAGAUCCCUCUUCACCUCUCUCAAACCAACCUUCAAACAAACAAUCAAAACGAGCUAAUUCAGGUGUACGCAGACAAGAGAAGCCCCCGUACAGUUAUAUUGCUUUGAUCGUGAUGGCAAUACAAUCAGUUCCCAGUAAAAAGUUAACAUUAUCCGAGAUUUAUCAGUUUUUACAGGCAAAGUUUCCCUUUUUCCGUGGAGCUUAUCAAGGUUGGAAGAACUCAGUUCGGCAUAAUCUCUCGUUAAACGAGUGCUUCAUCAAGCUACCUAAGGCCCUGGGUAGACCAGGCAAGGGACAUUACUGGACAAUCGACCCUGCACAGGAAUACAUGUUCGAGGAGGGGUCGUUCAGGCGGAGACCCAGGGGAUUCAGGAGGAAGGCGAUGAAAUCAUUUAAUUCAAGUUUAUACCCGCCGGUGUCAGGUAGUGAGUGCCCGCCCGUCCGCCAUGUGUCUCACUACGAGGCGAUGUCCCAUGUACCGGCGGUAAGUAUGGCGGACUAUGACUCCAGUCUUCUUACCAGCUCACAGCACUCAUUUAUGCUAAAUAACAACCAUGUACUGGCUGGGUACACCGGGUACAACUACCCCCAGGUGGACUACCCGCUGCCGCCGAUGGAUGUUGGGCGGGCACCUCAUGAUAUAACAGAACUAGCCCCUGCUGCUCCCUGGUGUUGGGGCCCUGAGUAUCAAUCAACUCCUUCAUCCUUCCAAACUUCACUAGAUGCUGACGUGGCAUUAGGGUAUAAACUUGACUCUAAGCCUGAGUACAGUGAGAGUAAGGUUACUGAGUACAUGAACCGGAAUCUAAGUCCAUCAGAGUUUAAACCUCAGGAGUUCCUAGUUCCUAAACUAUCUGAAUACAAGGGACCAACUUACUCAGAGGAUCCAUUUCAUCCCUUCCAUCAGAAACAGUUUUAGCCAUCACUCCCUUGUUCAACAGAUGAUUCUAGCCAUCCCGCCCUCGUUUAAACAAUAGUUCUAGCCAUCCCUCCCUCGUUAUGCAGACAAGUCCAUCCCUUGAAAAGAAGCAGCCUUAGCCCUAUCUUAUUAGUUCUUAAAUGAAAAAUCAUUAUUAGAAAUAUUCUAGUCUUUCUUUUCAGAGACAAUUACUUGAAUUAAUUUUAAAAGAAUAUGCAAGAGCAAGUUUAAUAAUCUGAAACGCACACGUACCGAACGUUCAAAAUUGUGGGGGGGGGGGGUUACUCUGAAACCAGUCUACAGUUUUUAACGUGUCCUAUUUAGUGUUUUUCCUAAAUGUUAGAUGUAUUCUUUAUGUGUUUAACCAAAGUAACAGAGUGAUAAAAAAUAUUGUGUUUGGCGCCAUAUUUGGUUCUCCAUCUUGGUUCUCAAUCUUGGUUCUCCAUUUUGGUCCUCCAUCUUGGUUCUCCAUCUUGGUUCUCAAUUUUGGUUCUCCAUCUUGGUUCUCCAUCUUUGUUCUCAAUCUUGGUUCUCCAUUUUGGUACUCCAUCUUGGUUCUCAAUCUUGGUUCUCCAUUUUGGUCCUCCAUCUUGGUUCUCCAUCUUGGUUCUCAAUUUUGGUUCUCCAUCUUGGUUCUCCAUCUUUGUUCUCAAUCUUGGUUCUCCAUUUUGGUACUCCAUCUUGGUUCUCCAUCUUGGUUCUCAAUUUUGGUUCUCCAUCUUGGUUCUCCAUCUUGGUUCUCAAUCUUGGUUCUCUAUUUUGGUCCUCCAUCUGGGUUCUCCAUCUUGGUUCUCAAUUUUGGUUCUCUAUCUUGGUUCUCCAUCUUGGUUCUCCAUCUUGGUUCUCCAUCUUGGUUCUCCAUCUUGGUUCUCCAUCUUGGUUCUCCAUCUUGGUUCUCCAUCUUUUGUUCUCCAUCUUGGUUCUCCAUCUUGGUUCUUCAUCUUGAUUCCCCAUUUUGGUUCUCCAUUUUGGUUCUCAAUCUUGGUUCUCCAUCUUGGUUCUCGAUGUUCUUUCGCCAUUUUAGAAAAUUAAUACCCCUGCUCAGAGAUAUAACUAGAACUAGAAAUGAAAAAAAAAAACCCGGCAAAAUGUAAACAUGGCGAAAAUAUUAAUUUUGGUGUUUAAAGCUCUGAUAUUUUCUCUUGUUCCAUGUUUCACAAAUAUAAGGCCGUAUUUACUUUCUUGAUGUAAAACUAUUGAAAUAAUCCGCAUUUAUGUGAUAAUCUUUUUGGUUCAAUUGACCUCGAUAAUUAUUAAAUAAUUAUUGUUUUUUUUAUAGAUGUAUAUUUGUCAAUAAAACUAAUGUAAGUCUUAUUAAACACGAU